GAUAAAGAUCUUUCUGCGGGAUUGAAUCUAAGGCUGAACCUAGAAAGACAAAGCAAGCAUCGGCCGAACUCAGGGGACUGCCCGGCGGAGCACCACCAAAUGAAGAGAGUUACCACAAGCCUGAGACGACUUCUACUACUUCGCCAGCUUCGAAUCCUUAGACAAGAGCUAGGACGGAUUGAAUCGAAAGCUUUCUUCUUUUUGGCUUAG
This is a messenger RNA of Dovyalis caffra, 210 nucleotides long. NCBI's taxonomy places the organism in Eukaryota, Viridiplantae, Streptophyta, Magnoliopsida, Malpighiales, Salicaceae. The record is from the annotation of a GenBank genome assembly.